This is a messenger RNA of Brachypodium distachyon (stiff brome), 1439 nucleotides long. Its product is annotated as aspartyl protease family protein 2. The record is from RefSeq and is a predicted model, not a curated record. The coding region runs from base 181 to 1413 and encodes 410 amino acids. Gene Ontology annotation, cellular component: extracellular region. NCBI's taxonomy places the organism in Eukaryota, Viridiplantae, Streptophyta, Magnoliopsida, Poales, Poaceae. The transcript has a single exon.
AAAGCGGUGCAUUGCUAGGAUAGCCAAAUCCUUUAGAACAGCUUCAUGUCAUUUAAUGCCAGUGAUAUCCAAGAUGAACAUAUGUAGAAGAACUCCCCAACAUGUAUAUAAAUGGUGCCAGGCCCAUCAAAGAAUUAGAAGCAAAAGAUCACCAGUAUAUCCUUGAGUUCCUAAGCCACCAUGUUCAAGUUACUUGCAGCUAUUCUUCUCCCAGUGCUCUUCUUGAGCUUUGCCAUGGCAUUGGGGCAGCAGGGCAAUGUGACCGGCCUGAGCUUCCAGCUUGUCGCCCUUCACCAGGCUCCUGACGAGCAUACCAACAAUGGCUCUUCCCAUGCCACCGAGGACCUGAACCUGCCGAUCUCGACGUCGGCCCGGUUCAUCUAUGGUGUGUUCGUGUCGAUCGGCACGGGGGAAGGCACCAGGCGGAAGGUCCUUGCGCUCGACACCGGUGCCAGCACGUCAUGGUUGAUGUGCGAGCCAUGCCAGCCACCUCUUCCGCAGGUCGGCCACCUCUUCUCGCCGGCUGCAUCACCCACAUUCCAGGGUGUCCGUGGCGAUGGCCCAGUCUGCACCGUGCCGUACCGGCACACGGACAAAGGCUGCUCUUUCCGCUUCCCGUUCGCUGCUGGGUACCUCUCACGCGACACCUUCCACCUGCGCAGCGGCAGGUCGGGCACAGUCAUGGAGUCCGUCCCCGGCAUCAUGUUUGGCUGCGCGCACUCGGUCACCGGGUUCCACAACGACGGCACCCUCAGCGGGGUGCUAUCUCUGAGCCACUCGCCGCUCUCGUUUCUGACACUGCUUGGUGGGCGUUCCAGCGGGAGGUUCUCCUACUGCCUCCCCAAGCCUACCACGCACAACCCCGACAGCUUCCUCCGGUUCGGCGCCGACGUCCCGAGCCUGCCACCACACGCCCACACGACCACCCUUGUGCAUGCCGGCGUCCCUGGUUACCACCUCAACAUCGUCGGCAUCAGCCUGGGGAACAAGCGUCUCCACAUUGACCGACACGUCUUCGCUGCGGGCGGUGGCUGCAGCAUCAACCCGGCUGUUACCAUUACAAGGAUCAUGGAGCUGGCAUACCUCGCCGUGGAGCACGCGCUGGUGGCGCACAUGAAGGAGCUGGGGUCAGGCCGGGUGAAGGGUAUGCCGGGCAGGUCACUCUGCUUUGACCACAUGGACCGGUCGGUGCGCGUGCAGCUCCCUGGCAUGUCGUUUCACUUUGAGGAUGGUGCUGAGCUUCGUUUCGCGGCGGAGCAGCUGUUCGAUGUGCGCGUCAUGGCGGCGUGCUUCCUUGUGGUGGGCCGAGGGCACCACCAGACGGUGAUUGGUGCCGCACAACAGGUGGACACGCGGUUCACAUUCGACAUCGCUGCCGGGAGGCUAGCCUUCGUGCCGGAGACAUGCGACUGAGACGCGGCAACCUAAGUUUUGUCAGU